Arabis nemorensis is the source of this 771-nucleotide messenger RNA. NCBI's taxonomy places the organism in Eukaryota, Viridiplantae, Streptophyta, Magnoliopsida, Brassicales, Brassicaceae. The record is from the annotation of a GenBank genome assembly.
AUGGAGGAGGAACCAGGAAGUGAAGGAGACGGAGACACAAUAAUCGAUUCACCACUCGCGAGAUGGAGAAUCGAAUUCUCAAAGUCAUUUCAGAAUUACUUGGACAGAUCUGCUCCUCACUUUGUUCGAAGAUGGCUAGUGACUUUACUCGCUGCAGUGAUCUAUAUCUCUAGGGUUUACUUUGCUUACGGGUUCUUCGUCAUUUCUUAUGGUCUCGCUACUUACAUCUUAAACCUCUUGAUUGGUUUCCUAUCUCCUAAAGUCGAUCCUGAGCUUGAAGCUUUAGAUGGUGCUUCUUUGCCUAAUCAAGAUUCUGAUGAGUUUAAGCCCUUUAUUCGUCGUCUUCCCGAGUUCAAGUAUGCAGCUACUAAGGCAUUUGUUGUUGCAUUUGUUAUGACUUUCUUCUCCUUUUUGGAUGUUCCUGUCUUCUGGCCAAUCUUGCUGUGUUACUGGUUGGUUCUGUGUUUUCUCACUAUGAAACGCCAAAUUGUGCAUAUGUUCAAGUAUGGAUACAUUCCUUUCGACAUUAGAAAGAAGUUUAAGAGUCCUCAAGUGUUGGUUUUUGUUGACAGAGGCAUGGUGGAGGAAAUGAUAAGCCUAGUAGCAGCAAGUCAUCUCAGGGUCGAGAUGGAAAACCGGCCUAGACGUGAAUCGUGGACCAGGGGGAAAAAAGUGUUCUUUACAACUCUUGGACUUGAGGGCAUGGUUUGGAUUGUACUGUGGACAACUAGUAACACAGAGAUAAAGCAGACAAUGAUCCAAAUCCACUGA